AUGGCGAGAGGAGCUAGCGCCCGCAACGUCGAGUUUGCGACCGAGGUGGUCUCCUGUCGGGAGCCCCGUGACGAUGAGCUCUCCGUCAUGGAACACUUCGCCAAGCACGCGGCUCGCUGUGAAUACUGCUACGACCCAUACAAGGCCUACAGAGAAGACAGACCUCUAUGUCGAAAUGGCCUGUCAUAUGCAAAGGAUGUCGCCAACUACCUGUACGCCAAAGGUGGAAAGCCCUUUUCCCGCAUCGACAAAAUCAAUGGGCAACGGGUCCAAGUCCGCGUCCCCGCCGGUUGUGAAGCCGUCGACCUGCUCAUCAAGGCCUUUGACAAGGGUAUGAAGCUGGACUCGACAAGGGUUGUUGUCGUCGAGAACACCAAGAGACCUGAGGCUGGUGAGAAGCCGGCAGCCAGAGUUGUCUCUCCUGUCUCGCCCUCGAGACGGAGGGAGUCCCCUAGUGAAGACCGACCGCGAGAAAGACGCUAUGUCCGCAACGACUACGAUGUGGUGGAAAUCAUCCCUCACUCCAGCCGGAGGGACCGACAGGAGAGGAUCGUUUACCAUGAUGACCGUGCUGAGGAUCGAACGCGGUAUCAACGCCGGGAGAGACCCAAGUCGGUCGCCUACACCGGGGGAAAGGGCAGUCUGUAUGUCCUAGACGAAGAGGAGAGGCGGCGGCGAGAACGGUACGAACGCCAGCCUGUGGUCAUCGUCGCUGAGCCUGGCCAGCGGUUCACCACCAGGCGGUGA
Messenger RNA from Fonsecaea erecta, 747 nucleotides. RefSeq lists its product as hypothetical. The transcript has a single exon. Bases 1 to 747 code for a protein of 248 amino acids. Lineage: Eukaryota; Fungi; Ascomycota; Eurotiomycetes; Chaetothyriales; Herpotrichiellaceae. The record is from RefSeq and is a predicted model, not a curated record.